Messenger RNA from Strongylus vulgaris, 662 nucleotides. The record is from the annotation of a GenBank genome assembly. NCBI's taxonomy places the organism in Eukaryota, Metazoa, Nematoda, Chromadorea, Rhabditida, Strongylidae.
GUGCUAUCAGAAGAUCCUGCCAAUUAUCGCGAUGCUCCUACAGAAGCAAUCCGUCAAGUGUUAGAGCAAGAAACGGGGGCUAAGAUUCCAAAAGGAGCUUCAGUUCCUACAGACAACAUCUCAUGGAUUCGCAUGGGAACAACGGUCGCAACCAAUGCAUUGCUGGAGAGAAAAGGCGAGAGGAUUGCUUUGCUCAUAACAAAGGGAUUCAAAGAUCUCCUAUUUAUCGGCAAUCAAACUCGGCCAAAGAUCUUUGAUUUCGAUAUCAAAAUUCCAGAGGCUCUCUAUGAGGAGGUCGUUGAGGUGGACGAACGGGUUAUCACUUUUGAUGAAAGCUGCAAAAUGACAAAAUUCGGUGAAGUAAAAGAAACAAGUUUUGGAAAAAAGGUGAUAGUCGAGAAAGAACCAAACGCGGGAGAGGUGGCGAAAAUUUUGAGGACAGUGGCAUCCAAGGGAAUCAAAAGCAUAGCUGUUGUCUUCCUUCACUCCUUUAUUUAUCCUGCACAUGAACUUAAAGUCAAGAAAAUAGCCGAGGAUUUGGGUUUUGCCAGUAUUUCCCUCUCUCAUGAGGUUAUGCCAAUGAUUAAAGUAGUGCCAAGGGGUUUCACUGGUAACUACAUUUCGCUUCUGGUUAACUUUCAUAAUUCUCAUAACUGUUGACU